GAAAUGUGAAAAAAAAAUAAAAAAAAUUCAUAGUAGCACAAAAGUCAAAGAAUCUUGUAAUAUGUUUGUUAAAUACAUAAAUAGUUGUCAUAUGAUGAUAACUAGGAAUGAUCUAUCAAGUGAUUGUCAUCCAUGGCAGUUGAUUAUCAAUACAACAAUCCCUUGCUGGAGGACUUCCUCUUUCCUCCUUAUGAUGCCAUCCAGCCCAAGCACGUCUCCCCUGCCAUCCUCUCACUCUUGGACCAGCUUGAGAGUAAUUUGGUUGAGUUAGAGACUAGAGGAGAACCAACAUGGCCAAAAUUGGUGGAACCAUUGGAGAAGAUUAAAGACAGAUUAUCUGUUGUUUGGGGGAUUGUGAACCAUCUGAAUGCUGUUAUGGAUUCUCCUGAACUUCGUUCAGCCAUCGAAGAAGUCCAGCCAGAGAAGGUAAAGUUCCAGCUUAGAUUGGACCAAAGUAAACCUGUAUACACUGCAUUUAAAGCCAUUCGACAAUCUUCUGAAUGGGAGAGCUUGAACGAGGCACGAAAACGCAUAGUGGAAGCUCAAAUAAAGGAGGCAGUCCUCAAUGGUGUUUCUCUUGAGGAUGAUAAAAGACAACGUUUCAAUGAGAUUCAACAGGAGUUGGAGAAGCUAGCACAGCAGUUUGAGGAGAAUAUUUUAGAUGCAACGAACAAAUUUGAAAAAUUAAUUACAGAUAAGAAGGACAUUGAAGGAAUGACAGCUACUGGGCUUGCAAUGGCUGCACAAAUGGCAGUGUCCAAGGGUCACGAAAAUGCAACUGCUGAAAAUGGUCCAUGGACUGUCACAUUGGCUGGUCCAAGCUAUCGUUCAAUCAUGCAACAUGCAAAGAAUCGUUCUUUACGUGAAGAACUAUACCGUGCUUAUGUCACUCGUGCUUCAACUGGAGUUCUUGACAAUACAGAAAUCAUCAAUCACAUUUUGAAGCUUAGGUUGGAGAAGGCAAAGCUUCUUCGAUUCGAUAAUUACGCUGAGGUAAGCAUGGAAACAAAAAUGGCGACAGUUGAUAAGGCAGAGGAGCUUAUUGAGGAACUUUGUAAUGCAUGCCACAGUUCUGCAAUUCAAGACAUGGAAGACCUUGAGAUUUUUGCUAAAGGUCAUAAUGCUGUGGAAGCCAACCAACUUAGACACUGGGACAUCAACUUCUGGAGCGAGAGGCUUCGCGAGUCGAGGUAUGACAUUAAUGAGGAAGAACUACGUGCUUUUUUCCCACUGUCAAGGGUUAUAGAAGGUCUUUUUAGCCUUGGAAAGAAGCUCUUUGGUAUUAAUAUUUACCCAGCUGAUGGAUUAGCGCCGGUUUGGAACAAUGAUGUCAGAUUCUAUUGUGUCAAAAACUUAUCAGAUGUUCCUAUAGCGUACUUCUAUUUUGAUCCAUAUUCUCGUCCUCAUGGGAAACGCGGUGGGGCAUGGGUGGAUUUGGUUGUUGGUCGCAGUCGUGUAGUUUCACAUGAUGCCACAUCAUGCAGGCUACCGGUUGUGCAUAUUGUGUGUAAUCAAACACCACCGUUGGCUGGCAAGCCAAGUCUCAUGACCUUUCGUGAGGUUGAGGCUCUGUUCCAUGAGUUCGGCCAUGCCCUUCAGCAUAUGCUGACCAAUCAAGAUGAAGGUCUUGUUUCUGGUACAAAAGGGGUAGAAUGGGAUGCUGUUGAAUUACCUUCUCAGUUCAUGGAACAUUGGUGUUACCAAAGAGAUACAUUGAUGAGCAUUGCUAAACACUAUAAAACUGGAGAGAGUCUACCUGAAGAUAUAUGUUCGAAGCUCCUUGCAACAAGGACUUUCCGUGCAGGUUCAGAAUUGCUUCGUCAGCUACGAUUUGCAAGUGUGGAUUUGGAGCUCCAUAAAAAUUACAUUCCAGGUGGGCUAGAAUCUGUCUUUGAUAUUGAUCAAAGAGUGAGUAGAAAGACACAAGUGAUGCCCCUACAACCAGAGGACAGAUUCCUCUGUAGUUUCAGUCACAUAUUUGCAGAUACAUAUGCAUCUGGUUACUAUAGCUACCAGUGGGCAGAGGUAUUAGCUGCCGAUGCUUUCUCGGCAUUUGAGGAGGCUGGCUUGAAUAAUGAAAAGGCUGUCAAAGAAACUGGUAUCAAGUUUCGAGAAACUGUUCUAGCUCUUGGUGGUGGAAAAUCACCCCUCCAGGUUUUCAUUGACUUCAGGGGACGGGAACCAUCACCAGAGCCACUGCGUAGGUAUUAUGGCCUAAAACCAGCCCUUGCUGUUUCCUGAGACCUUCAUAUAAGAGUUUGAAAGCAAGUUCUCCAAGGAAUCCUUCAGCUUACUGAAUCUUUUCAUUCAUUUUAACUUUGGAAAACGCUUAAAUCUCGUAUGUAGUAAAAAAAAUGGUUAAUGCUUGGUAA
Molecule: messenger RNA, 2372 nt
Organism: Populus nigra (black poplar)
Lineage: Eukaryota; Viridiplantae; Streptophyta; Magnoliopsida; Malpighiales; Salicaceae
Product: organellar oligopeptidase A, chloroplastic/mitochondrial-like
Exons: 17
Coding region: 133-2241 (702 amino acids)
Biological process (GO): peptide metabolic process; proteolysis
Molecular function (GO): metalloendopeptidase activity
Source: RefSeq, a predicted model, not a curated record